Molecule: messenger RNA, 987 nt
Organism: Closterium sp. NIES-65
Lineage: Eukaryota; Viridiplantae; Streptophyta; Zygnematophyceae; Desmidiales; Closteriaceae
Source: the annotation of a GenBank genome assembly
AUGCAGCGUGCCGCCACGACCUGGAGCCAUUCGCCUCACUACAUCUGCUCGUGCGUGGUGAUGGCCGCACCUACCUCUCCACUCUGCGCACUGAGAGGUGAGUGGGGGGGCCAGCAGGCAGCGAGGAGAACACAUGGCAGGGUGGGGAUGUGCAACCUUAUAGCUCUCUCUCCCCGCCCCUCUCCCCCUCUCUGCCCUGUCCUCCCUGCUCCUCACGUCUCCUCCCUUCUCCUGCCCUACUUCUCCCCUCUCCCUAUCAGCUGCGCACCGAAGGGUGGGUGGGCGGGCCAGCGGGCAGUGAGGAGAACACAUGGCAGGCGUUCCUGCCCUCGCCACGAGGGCGGUGGGGAGUGGUGCAGCCAGCGGGCAGUGAGGAGAACACAUGGCAGGCGUUCCUGCCCUCGCCUCGAGGGCGGUGGGGAGUGGUGCAGAGGGCAGGCAGUGAGGAGAACACCUGACGUGGAAGGUCAGGGUGGCGAGGAGAAGCGUCAAGGGGGCUGCUCAAUCAACCUCUUCUCUCUCUCCCGCUUUCCUCCCCUGAUUCAAGAUGUUUCGUUUCCCCCUCCCCCCUCCUCCCUUCCCUCCCCCUCCUCCCCUCUCUUCCAGACCUGGAAAGGCGGGAUUCCCCUGGCCAGCUACCGCCUUACAUGGAAAGGCAGGGUGGUGGGCGGCGGUGGGGGAGGAAGAGAGGGAGGAGGGGGCAGUGGUGAUGGAGGGAUGGAGAUGAAUGCGCGGAGAGUGGUGGGCAUGGGGAUAUCAGUCAACAUCAGCACCCCUCCCAUGCACUCUCCGCAUCUCAGUGCCACUGCCCCGCUCACACAUCCUCCUCACAUUGCUCCAGCCACUCCUGGUGGUGAUACUGCUGCGGCGGGCGGUGAUUUUUGUCCUGAUGGUGCUGACGUGGAGUCUGAUGCGUUUCCAGUGCAUGGCGAGGGCCCGUUUAGACUGGAGGUUGCGUGGGUCAAGGCUGUCAGGGAUGGUGCUUGA